This is a messenger RNA of Mauremys reevesii (Reeves's turtle), 3396 nucleotides long. RefSeq names its product endomucin (gene EMCN). The transcript has 20 exons. The record is from RefSeq and is a predicted model, not a curated record. Lineage: Eukaryota; Metazoa; Chordata; Testudines; Geoemydidae. The coding region runs from base 430 to 1404 and encodes 324 amino acids.
UUUCAGCUGCCAGAAAUAGCUUCAGACUUGCAAAGAAUGUGAGGGAGAGGGAGGAGUCUUCACUGAGUCUGGCAGAAUUAGCCACUGAAUGAGUCUUCCACUAGCUACUGCUGAUCUAUCUAGAACUCCUCAGCUCAUAUAGUGCUAUGCUCUUUCUUCCUCUCUGUUCCCCACUCUCUACACUUCAUUCUACUAGGAACCAUAAUUCUCCAAAGACACAAUGAAGCCAGGAGUAGCCAGAGAACCAAAGGAUCCUAAUCAGAGACCUCACAGCACCCAGCACAAGGGGGACCUGGUCCACAAGUGAGGCUUCUAGGCACUAUAGCAAUAUAAAUAUUAAAUGAUAUAUGUACAUACCACAGGAAGAGAAACCACUAUAAGAUUUCUUUCCUUUCUUUCCACCAUGAGAAGAGGAUCAAGAACUAAGGAAUGAAGGGUCUGCCUCACAGAGAGAGAACACACCCUGCCUGGCUCUGCAAGGGAAUUCCAGUGCGACAGAUUACAAACAUGAAGCUGCUUGGAGCUGCCCUUCUCUCCCUGGCUGUGUUCAGCAUCUGCACCACAAAUGCACAAGAAACUUCAUCUAUGACUCCACCAUCCAACACUGUUCCGUCAACUGCAGCACAAGAAAAUUCAUCUAUGACUCCACCAUCCAUGAACAUUCAGUCAACUGCAGUUUCCAGUGAUUCAACCAUUAUUAUAAACAGUAGUACAAAUGUCUCAGUUUCCAGUGAUUCAACCAUUACUAUAAGCAGUAGUACAGAUGUCUCAGCACAAGAAAAUUCAUCUAUGACUCCACCAUCCAAAACCAUUCAUUUAACUGCAGCACAAGAAAAUUCAUCUAUGACUCCACCAUCCAAGAGCAUUCAGUCAACUGCAGCACAAGAAAAUUCAUCUAUGACUCCACCAUCCAAGAGCAUUCAGUCAACUGCAGUUUCCAGUGAUUCAACCAUUACUAUAAACAGUAAUACAAAUGUCUCAGCAGGGAAAACUGAAUCACUGCUAGGGAGUUCUGUGACGGCAACAUCAGACUCCACUUGGAUGACGGCUGGCUCACACUGGACAUCACCAUUAACACCAAGUCCUGGCAGUCCUGGUAGCAAUGACAAACAAGCGGAUAAUGACCAGUAUUCCAAUAUUAUUUUGCCAGUUGUGAUUGCCUUGAUAGUAAUAACCCUUUCUGUGUUCAUUCUGGUGGCUUUGUACAGAAUGUGCCGGAGGAAAACCACAGAGGGACAAGAGACUGGAACUGAACAAGCCACAACAGAUAAAGAGGGUGUCAAACUUCUUUCUGUAAAGACAAAGACAACUUCUCCUGAGACGGGUGAACACUCCUCUCAGGGAAAGAAUAGAACUCACCAACAUGAUGAAUCCUCCUCACACCUGGGCAAUAAAUAUAUGUGAAGCUGCCUCUUUUGCCACAUUAUAAAGGAACUGCCCUAUGAAGUUAUAGUUCCACAGGGGACAUGUCGAUCAGCUGCAGCUUCCUAUAGACAGGCAGAACAUUUGUGUUAAUUGUUCUAUGAUUAGCUCUUACUUUCCAUACUUUAAAUGCCUCGUGUUUUCUGCUGGAAAGACUCUUGUGUUUUCUUAAUGGCUACAUAACUGGUGUACCGUACAUAUUUAUUAUUUCUACACAUUAAAGCAGAGAAACUUUCAGAAAUGAUACAAAUAUUGUAAAAAUCUGGUGGUGUGUGACUAAUAAUGAUGUCUUUCUUGUAUAUAGAAAUGUUUUCUUCCCAUACAGGAAGGAAUAUGUUAAUAUAUUUUCUUAUAUGCUCAAUAAAUAGUCUUCUGAAAUCAUAUGUAGUAGAUUGCAAACUUGGGGCCUGAUCUUUCAAACACUAGUAUGCAAAAUUAUCAUUACCACAAGUACGUCCAUUGACUUCUAUGGGGCUACUCAUAGUAGGAAGCACUUCACCUGGUAGUAAAUGUUUGCAGGAUGGGGCACUUGGAGAUAAUAUCAAAGUGGUUUUGGUUUUGUUUGUUUCCAUGAAGGGGGCGAUUUUACCAAUUACAUUUUACAUUAGAUUUUUUUAAAACACUGUAAAUUACUGCACAUGGGCCUUAAAAUGCAAACGAAUUACAAACAAAUAUUAUAGGGUUUGUUUGUUUUUACUGUUCCUUGGGUAGUCACUUUGUUAUAUCUGCUGUAAGAAUAUUUUUUCAGAUUUAAUCUGCAAUAUACAGUGAGGACUCAAAAGGCAUUUACUACAGGCUGCAUUUGUCAAGGGAGUAACAACAGUGAUAGGCCUUGUUUCUCAAAUUUUGAGUAAUGCAUGGAAUUCCUAUUCAUUAUUUAUCAACUCUGGAAAUUUAAUGAUUCCUUCCAGUGAUAAUUACAAAAUAUCUCAAUUUAUAAAGCACUUAUGUAAGUAUCUAAAUAGUGCUGCUAUCUCCAUGUGGUCUGCUUUUCUAGAUAUAUAAACCUUUGGAAAUUUAUAAUAAUUUGAUCAAUCUCAAUCUGUUGAUUCAAGUUCCAUUUAUUUGCUGAAAUAUGAAAAUGAGACAUAGGAGUCUCAUUAGUGGUCUAAACACAGGAUUGAGAACCAAGCAUUCUAAUCCUAGUCCUUUCCACUAUGCGUUCAAGCAAGUCACUUAGCUCCUCUUUCUAGUUUUGCUGCUCUGCAAAGUGGCAACAAUAACACCUACCUACCACUCACAGGGCUGUUGUGCAGAUUAAUUAGUUAAUGUUUGUGCAGUACUUUGAAAAUGAAAAGUGCUCUUCCAGUGGUAGGCAUUAUCAGCUUCUUGUUUUCUCUUUGAUGGGUCUCACCCUGUAUCUAAGAGACUCAAAGGAAAACUUUUCUAUGAAGCACUGUGAAAGCUGGGCACCAAGUCCACAACCAGUGUGCUACAGACUGCAGCUGAACCUUUAUGCUUAGAUAAGUAUCAGAGGGGUAGCCGUAUUAGUCUGGAUCUGUAAAAGUAACAGAGAGUCCUGUGUCACCUUAUAGACUAACAGACAUAUUGGAGCAUGAACUUUCAUGGGUGAAUACCCACUUCAUCGAAUUCACCCACGGAAGCUCAUGCAUUCUUUGUGCUGGAUCAUCUGAGUGACUCGGGGGAGUUUGGCUGAGCAAAAGCAUCAUGAUGUCUGUACUUUCAAAAGGUGAGGCCAUCUAAAAUGCGCAAUUCUAGAGUUUAUAUAAAAUAUUAUACCCACUUCAGCUUCCUGACUGCUGAGGAUUCCCAAUGGAAAGAAGAAUCUAUGCUCGAGUUUUCAUGUAAAUGUAAAAUAGGUGUUUCGUCGCACAUUCUUUAUAGGGCAGUUUGAAAGAGCUGAGAAAUGUGAGUGUGGAAGAUUAAUAUAAGUGAUUAUGCAAUAUCAGUGUGCAGAAACUGUCAUUAAGUGUCCAGAUAAUGUUAAUCUUACAAUAAAACUUUGUAUCUGUA